AUGGUACAUCCAGUCGAGGCAGCUGCCAAAAUGUGUGUUAAGAGCACAUACAACAAACGUGAACAAGUCACAAUACAUGCACUCCAGACCACCCCAAUUGGUUGUGGUCAUUACCGAGACUCUGCCUACCAGUCGGCAGAUGUCUGCGUCGCCGAGAGCUUCAGCCCUAACAACACACCGAACGGACAAAUACAGCCCGUAACUGGACGACUUGAAGACGCCUCCAGACUCGUUCACUGCAAAGUGGACUGCCGGACGGAGAGGCCGUUGCGACGCGCGAAGCAACUCAAGUCGACUUGA
This is a messenger RNA of Protopolystoma xenopodis, 300 nucleotides long. Lineage: Eukaryota; Metazoa; Platyhelminthes; Monogenea; Polystomatidea; Polystomatidae. The record is from the annotation of a GenBank genome assembly.